CAGCUUUUUGGCCGCCUGACGACGUCGGUAGGUCGCAGUCGUGUGUCGUGUCAGUUAUCCAGUUUCGAGCACAGAAACGAAGAGGAAAGCGACAAAAUUACGGCAGCUGCAAAAAACAAACAAUCCUUAUCCCGUCUCCCCCAAUUCCCACGCUUCCCGACGCUUCUUUCCCAACCUUAAACGAAAAAUUACAGACUGAAUUUCCAACUACCCAUUUCUCCCCAAAUCAAUCCUCAUCUUCCUUCCUACCUUCCGGCCCUCGAAAGAUUUGGCACCAAAAUGGAUCUCUCAGAUUCAAUCCUGGUCGCCGGCGACCCGAACGGGAUCGUCACGAUCACGAUCAACCGCCCGAAAUCGCUGAAUUCGCUCACCCGAGCCAUGCUGGUCCGCCUCGCGAGGGAAACCAGCGCCCUCAGCCGCGACGAUUCCGCCAAGGUCAUCAUCCUGACCGGGUCGGGUCGGGCGUUCUGUUCGGGUAUCGAUCUGACGGCGGCGGAGGAGGUCUUCAAGGGCGACGUGAAGGACGUGGAAACGGACCUCGUCGCGCAGAUGGAGCGGUGCCGGAAGCCGAUCAUUGGCGCGAUCAACGGGGUCGCCGUCACCGCCGGGUUCGAGAUCGCGCUCGCCUGCGAUAUCUUGGUCGCUGCAAGAGGAGCUAUGUUCAUGGACACUCACGCCAGGUUUGGAAUAUUUCCUUCAUGGGGUCUUUCCCAGAAGCUGUCGCGGCUAGCAGGGGCGAACAGAGCCCGGGAAACAUCACUAACAGCAAUGCCAAUCACGGCGGAGAAGGCCGAGAAAUGGGGGCUGGUCACUCACGUGGUGGAAGAAGGCGAAGCGCUGAGGAAAGCGCAGCAAAUCGCAGAAGCCAUCCUGAAGAACAAUCAGGACUUGGUGUUGAAGUACAAAGCCGUGAUCAAUGACGGGCUGAAACUGGACUUAGGCUCUGCUCUCUCUCUAGAAAAGGAAAGGGCGCAUAGCUACUACGACGGGAUGUCGAAGGAGCAAUUCAAGAAGAUGCAGGAGUUCAUCGCUGGCCGCGGCGGCUCGAAGAAGGGUUCCUCCAAAUUGUAGCAUUCACAUUCAAUUUCAGCAUCCUAAUUACCGAUCGAAUAAGAUUUUCGGCUACAACAAUGACGACGAUCAUAGGCAUUCAGCUUUCUCCGACCAACUUCGGCUUCCAUCCCAAAUAAACACGGGCGAUCAAAUAUGAUUCAUGCCUACGGAACAAACAAUGUAGCAAUCAUAUGACGAACUUUCCAACAAAUAAGUAGCACCAUUUCCAACAAAUGAUGCAUGCUUAAACUUACGCGUGGUGUACCUAGGCGUUAGGCAACACCAAAAUACCUCGUUUUGGACGUUUCUUAGCAAAUUAGGAGUCUAGGCAUUUAGUAUCUAGGUGUCACCUAUGCAUAUUUGGGCAGAGCUAGGCAUUUUAGUAUUAAAAGGGAAACUUAACAUCAUCUGAAAACUUAAUCUCUUCUCAAUGUUGUUACUAUACUAGUACAAUAACUUUAUGAGCCAUUGAUCUGAAUUCUAUGAACUUGUG
Messenger RNA from Linum tenue, 1546 nucleotides. Lineage: Eukaryota; Viridiplantae; Streptophyta; Magnoliopsida; Malpighiales; Linaceae. The record is from the annotation of a GenBank genome assembly.